AUGACCGAAUUCGACAUCCCCAGCGAGCAAUGGGCGCAGGUGAUUGAGAAGUCGGGCGGCCCCGUCGUCUACAAAAAGAUCCCCGUCCCCCGCCCGGGCCCCGACGAAGUUCUCCUCCACAUCCACUUCUCGGGCGUCUGCCACACCGACCUGCACACCCUCCAAAACGACUGGCCCAUCCCGGCCCCGCUGCCCCUCGUCGGCGGACACGAAGGCGUCGGCACCAUCGUCGCCAAAGGCGACCUAGUCGGCACCAACGACACCGGCCUCCGCAUCGGCGCCCGCGCCGGCGUCAAAUGGCUCAACAGCAGCUGCCUCGCCUGCGCCUUCUGUCUCGCCGGCGACGAGCCGCUGUGCCCGCGCGCGCAGUUCUCGGGGUACACGGUGCCUGGCACGUUCCAGCAGUAUACCCUGGCCAAGGCGGCGCAUGUCACGCGGAUUCCGGAUGAUGAUGCCGAGGGUCGGAAGUUGGAUUUGGCGGCGCUUGCGCCGGUGUUGUGUGCGGGGGUUACGGUGUACAAGGCGCUGAAGGAAUCUGGGGCGCGGCCGGGUCAGUGGGUCGUGGUGGUGGGUGCGGGAGGUGGGUUGGGGUCGAUGGCGGUGCAGUAUGCGCGGGCGAUGGGGUUGCGGGUGGUGGGGAUUGAUGGGGGGAAGGAGAAGGGGGAUAGCUGUCGGAAGAUGGGGGUUGAGGAGUAUAUCGAUUUUACGGAUUAUGCUUCGGACUCGGAGGAGGGCAGUAAGGAGCUCCAAUCUCCGCUCUCCGGCCCGCACGCUGUUCUCCUGCUGGCCGUCUCGCCGACUCCGUUUCGACAGGCUAUCCAGUACGUGCGCUCGCGCGGCACCAUUGUGUGUGUUGGGCUCCCGCCUAACGCGGAGCUGCGUGCGCCCGUGUUUGAGACUGUCGUGCGCAUGAUCACGAUCCGCGGCAGUUAUGUGGGGAAUCGCCAGGACGCGCAGGAGGCCCUCGGUUUCUUUUUGAGGGGUGACAUUAAGGUGCCUGUCAAGACGGUCGGGCUCAGUGAGCUGGGCGAUGUGUAUCGGGCCCUGGGCGAGGGCAAGGUUGUGGGGCGAUGUGUGGUGGAUACUAGCCGGUAA
This is a messenger RNA of Dichotomopilus funicola, 1095 nucleotides long. Its product is annotated as chaperonin 10-like protein. The transcript is spliced from 3 exons. The record is from RefSeq and is a predicted model, not a curated record. Lineage: Eukaryota; Fungi; Ascomycota; Sordariomycetes; Sordariales; Chaetomiaceae. Gene Ontology annotation, cellular component: cytoplasm. Gene Ontology annotation, molecular function: alcohol dehydrogenase (NAD+) activity; zinc ion binding. Bases 1 to 1095 code for a protein of 364 amino acids.